Messenger RNA from Carlito syrichta (Philippine tarsier), 2269 nucleotides. RefSeq names its product membrane associated ring-CH-type finger 9 (gene MARCHF9). The record is from RefSeq and is a predicted model, not a curated record. Gene Ontology annotation, molecular function: ubiquitin-protein transferase activity; zinc ion binding. The transcript is spliced from 3 exons. Lineage: Eukaryota; Metazoa; Chordata; Mammalia; Primates; Tarsiidae. Bases 1 to 783 code for a protein of 260 amino acids. Gene Ontology annotation, biological process: protein ubiquitination.
AUGACUGACCAGAGAGGAGGGUCCCUCCCCGCUGCCGGAGCGCAGCGGAGCGGGGGCCGGGUGGUGAUGGCUGACGGGCCCUCCCCACUCUCCCUCCAGGGGGAGCUCCUGAGCCCCUGCCGCUGCGACGGCUCAGUGCGCUGCACACACCAGCCCUGCCUCAUCCGCUGGAUCAGCGAGAGGGGCUCUUGGAGCUGUGAGCUCUGCUACUUCAAGUACCAGGUCCUGGCGAUCAGCACCAAGAACCCACUGCAGUGGCAGGCCAUCUCCCUGACGGUCAUCGAGAAGGUCCAGAUUGCUGCCAUAGUUCUGGGCUCGCUCUUCCUGGUUGCUAGCAUCUCCUGGCUCAUCUGGUCCUCACUCAGCCCUUCAGCCAAGUGGCAGCGGCAAGAUCUGCUCUUCCAGAUCUGCUACGGCAUGUACGGCUUCAUGGAUGUCGUCUGCAUAGGCCUCAUCGUCCACGAAGGCUCCUCUGUCUACCGCAUCUUCAAGCGCUGGCAGGCAGUGAACCAGCAGUGGAAGGUCCUGAAUUACGACAAGACCAGGGACAUAGGAGGAGAUGCAGGGGGAGGGACGGCAGGGAAGCCGGGCCCCAGGACCUCACGGACGGGCCCCCCCUCUGGGGCCACCAGCCGCCCCCCGGCUGCCCAGCGCAUGCGGACGCUCUUGCCUCAGCGCUGUGGUUACACAAUCCUGCACCUCCUUGGACAGCUGCGGCCACCAGAUGCCCGUUCCAGCUCCCAUUCUGGCCGAGAGGUUGUCAUGAGGGUCACCACGGUCUGAACUGGACCCCAGGAGCAGGGAUCUUGAGUCAUUGCGUCAGCCAGAGAUGAGCUCUCCUGGCUGCUAGAGGUGCCACCCGGACAAGGCGCUUGGGGUACACCGCCCCACCACUGAGGAUCUCUGGGGGCAGUCUCAGCUGGAGACAUUGUCUGGCCUCUACUGCCCACGGGGUGGAGACAUCUGGAUGCCAUUCCAGCCCUCACUGACAGCUCCUCACACUCAUCCCGAGAUGGCCGGUGGGCAGGUGGGGAGAGCAGCUUUCCUUCCCUGGAGAGAACCGUCUUUACCUCAGCUCCUAGGGCCUCCAGCCCCCUGGCUCCGCCACAGUGACUUGACGAAGGGGGACCAAUGCCAGAAGAGAGGGGCCGUAGACCCCCAACCCCCACCCCACGGCCACAGGGCAUCUGGCAAUAAGACUAGUAUACAUUGACCUCCCGUUCCCUGCAUGAGGGCGGGGGACUUCCCCCUCCACCCCCCAUUGCACGGGGGGAGGGCAUAAAGAAUCAUUUAUAUGCACGUGGAGACUCCUCUCUCAUCUGGGGCUUUUCUGCAGGGUUGGGACGUGUGGGGAGGUUUCUCUGCACGAGCUGCAAAUCCCAAAUGCAGCAGGGGUUCUGAGCUGGAGGUGUGACUCCCACUUGCUGGUGAAUAAUUCACGUUGGCUGUUAGGUGGCAGUGCUCAGAGGCAUCUAAGGGGUGGACCUGCCACCUGCGAGUUGUGUGAUUUAGAAAUAACCUCCCAGUGAUGGUUUUCCUGUCUACCUCAUAGGGUUGGAAUGAGGAUAAAUGAGGGACAGGUUGGAUGCCAUUGCAAAGAAAAUUGGUAAUGGCACAAAAAGAUUUCUAGACUAGUUGAUGGUUCAUUUAUUUCAAAUAGUAGCUGGUGUAACAGAUUCCAAAAUGUGUUUUUCAUCUGGAAUUGCACAGAAUCUUGGAAUUUUGUUUUGGGUGACAUAAUAGAUAUGGAAAUGUGAAGAGAAAUAGACAUUGCAAAUGUGAAGGAUGGUGGUUAUUUUAAGAAUGAGAAUUUCUCCGGCUAUCUAAAUAUUGGGGCCUUGGGGCUGGGGAUGGCUGGAGCCAUCCAUCUUGUUCUGGAAGUAAUCCAAGUUCUGUUAGUCCUUCCCAGGUUCUGCAUUCACCCAGAAAAGUGGUUUGAAGUGAAUCUGGACUCCUUUGGAGUGAGAUGCAGGGAGCCCCCGCAAUGUUAUGAGUCUCCAACCCCAGGUUAGCCCAUUUGUUUGGUGGUUGAGGGUCACAGAUCUGAUCCUGGUGUGCCCAGCUAGUGGUAUUAAUGGAAGGAGUUGUGCUUAGAGACAGCAGCAUAGAGGGCUGUGGCUGACAGAGAAAAGAUUUGGAGAGGACUGGAAACAUAUGGGUCAGCCUGACACCCAGUCCCUUUCUCCUGAGGCCUUGGGGCUGUGUAUUAUAUGAAUGAUGAUGUCUUUUAAGUGAACUAUUCAUCAGCAAUUAAAAUCAUUCCUUCAUA